GAAGCUAUAGUGAAGCUGGAGAGUCUGUUACCGGACAAGUUAGUUUCGAUGUUUUAAACACAGGGAAACACCACAUUAGUGUAUGGUUCAUAGUUAUUGUUGCUUCUAAACUGUUUACAACGAUAUUUUGAGCCAAUAGAUAGUUGUUUUACGUUACCACAGCUAGCUUAUAACUUGGCCAGCAAGCUGUCUUGUUCACCCAGCUGUGUUAUUAGCUAGGCUAUUUAACUAGCUGGGUUACUUCGUCGUGGCUUUCAGAUAGUUCCCUAGCUAGCUGUUAGAACGUAGUAUUGCGCAAUUAAUACGCGUUUGAGAUUUAAGUGGUUUAAAGUUUUCUUCACUUUCAACUCGGAGGAUGCCGGCCGUUCUGCAGUGCCCCGGCUACCCUGAAGCAAAACUCCGCUGUUUGGCGGAAAGCCUCCAGUGUAGGGAGGUACAGGCCAGCACGUUGCUGGCCUUAAUGGGCGAGCCUCAGCAGUACAGCUAUCCAUCAGUCUUCAUCUACGGCCACAGAGCCACAGGGAAGAGUCAUGUGGUGCUUGCAUUACUAACAGAACUGGAGCUCCCUCACGCGGCCAUGAGCUGUGUGGAGUGUUUCUCGAGAGGUCUGCUCUUUGAGCAGGUGUUGAUGGCCUUGUUUGGCCCGGAGGCUGCCGCUCUCCUUCCACGAUGUGCCUCCUUCUCUGACUUUGUGCGGGUGUACAGGCAAAUGUGUGCCCAGGAACCUGCCGAUCAGACCCGCUAUAUUGUUCUGGAAAGAGCAGAGCUGCUCCGAAAUAUGGAAGCCAACCUGCUGCCCGGUCUUCUGCGACUACAAGAACUGGUCGAUGACAAUGUGACCGUGAUCCUGCUCAGUGAGAUCGUGUGGGACAAGUUUCGACCCAGUACCGGCUGCUUCGAACCUCUGCUGCUACAUUUUCCUGAUUACACGAAAGCUGAGCUCCAGCAGAUCUUGUCUCGACACAGUCAUCCCUCCUACACGCCUGAACUGUACUCUUCCUACAUUAACAUCCUGCUUGGAGUCUUCUACUCUGUCUGCAGGGACCUGAGAGAGCUCCGACACCUGGCUGCCCUCAAUUUUACCAAGUUCUGUGAGCCUCUGGAAAAAGGAGAAGCCCAGGAGAGUGACACACAUAAGCUGUGGAGGAGGGUCGAGCCGCACCUGAAGAGAGCCAUGCAGACCGUGUACCUGAGAGAGGUGUCCAGUGUUCAAUGGGAGCAGCAGCAGAUGGAUGAGAAGGAGGCCACAGCUUUAAGAGGUUUGUCAGCACAUGCUCAUGUAGAGUUGCCGUAUUAUUCCAAAUUCCUGCUCAUCGCAGCGUACCUGGCCUCCUAUAACCCAGCCCGCACCGACCGGCGCUUCUUCCUUAAGCAUCAUGGAAAAAUUAAGAAAACCAAUUUCUUGAAGAAACAUGAAAAAACUAGUAACCAUCUGUUGGGACCCAAGCCAUUUCCUCUGGACAGACUGUUGGCCAUAUUCUACAGUGUGGUAGACAGCAGAGUUGCGCCAACAGCAAGCAUCUUCUCCCAGAUAUCCUCUCUGGUCACCCUGCAGCUCCUUACUCACAUAGGACAUGACGACCAGCUGGACACACCAAAAUACAAGUGUGCUGUCUCCCUCGACUUCAUCUUCGCAAUCUCCAGAACUGUGAAUUUUGACAUCGUCAGGUACCUGUAUGACUUCCUAUGAAGCCCUGUUUUUUGGGCCAGAAGCCAGCCUCCUUUUGAAAGCAUUUUGAUGGAGAGCCAGACCAAGUUGAUGCAAGCCUGGGCUGUGCAGUCACUGGCAGAAUCAUGACAUGUGACUGUUGAAAAGACUUGUUUUCUGUGCUUAAAUUUGCCUUGGGCCUGAGUCCAAGUCCCUCCCUCAAUGCUCUAAGUUAAUUCCACUUUGACAGUACCAUUUGAGAACUCACAGAUUUCAUUUUGAAUUAUGGAAGCAGCUUCUCAUUCCAGAUAUUGUCAUUUUGAUUUACAGCAAAUGGCUAGCUGGCUAACACAAGAAAUAUCUUGAACCUAAACAUUUGCUAAGUGGAACAAACAAAUGAAUAAAAUUAUUAAUUCAGCCCUCAGCGCCCAAAACUGUACGUAUGUGGAAGUUUACACAUCCCAACACCCUGAUGUAUACUAUAAUGUACAGACCUGUCACUGGAUAUCAUUUUAUGAUGAUGAUUGAUAUAAUAUUGGUUUAAAAAAUAAAUAUCAUAACAAAUAAACAUAUUUGAAGUUUCUGCAAA
Electrophorus electricus (electric eel) is the source of this 2237-nucleotide messenger RNA. It is a transcript of the gene orc5, whose product is annotated as origin recognition complex, subunit 5. The record is from RefSeq and is a predicted model, not a curated record. Gene Ontology annotation, cellular component: nuclear origin of replication recognition complex; nucleus. Gene Ontology annotation, biological process: DNA replication initiation; DNA replication. Lineage: Eukaryota; Metazoa; Chordata; Actinopteri; Gymnotiformes; Gymnotidae. Gene Ontology annotation, molecular function: DNA replication origin binding.